AAUUUUGUGAGGUACUAAGUUGCUUUACGGGAAAAGGCUGCUCCAAUUUAGCCUGGAAUUGCUCUACUUUAGACUUUUUCUGGUUAUCAAUCUGUACAAAGAAUCACCAAACUGAAACAGCGUGGACCAAACUGAUAAAUCAGGCUGCCGAGACAAUUGUGUAAUUCGAUCGAAAAAGAAACGGACAACCUCUCAAGCACAUCGGGUAAUUGACAAAGGAUUUUACGACACAGUGAGAGAUAGGAUAAUGUAUAUAAAAAUAUGCAAGAAUCACAGGAAACUCACAUAUCCAACCACCUGGAUGAAAUUGUUGCUGCCGUCAGCAUAACACCUAGAAAAAAGCUCCAAAACAAGCUGCUUCAGACAGCACUGUUUCAGCCUCCUCGAGAGAAACUCCACCUCUGUGAAGAGAAAGCAAAGUCCUAUUCUAGCAGUCAUGAGUAUAAACAGGCUCUCCAGGAGCUUGUGCGCUGUGUGGCGCUGACGAGGAUCUGCUAUGGUGACUCGCACUGGAAACUGGCGGAGGCGCAUGUUAAUCUGGCUCAGGGCUACCUCCAGCUGAAAGGACUGUCACUGCAAGCAAAACAACAUGCGGAAAAAGCCAAAGAAAUCCUCACCAACGCCAUUGUGCGUCCCUACAAUGACAAUACAGAUGUUUUCAAGUGUUCGGUUGAGUUAUUCCAUACCAUGGGGAGAGCCUUACUCUCCCUUCAAAAGUUUAAGGAAGCUUCAGAGAAUUUGACAAAAGCAGAGAGACUUUCAAAGGAGCUGCUGCAAUGUGGAAGGAUUAUAAAGGAAGAAUGGAUAGAAAUUCAAACGCAGAUCAAAUUGUCAUUUGCACAGGUAUAUCAAGGUCAGAAGAAAUCAAAAGAAGCUCUUCCCCACUACCAAGAGGCUUUAGAAUGUAUUGAGAUCAGUAAAGGUGAAAAAAGUCUUGAGUGCGUACCAACAUUGAGGGAAUUGGCAGGUGUAGAACAAGCCCUGGGAUUUCACGACGCAUCCAUCAACCACCUUUUACAGGCGCAUCUCAUCGUCCUGAGCAGAAACCCCUCUCAAGAGGAGGCAGCCGUGUCCGCACACUCCGUCGCCUGUGCUGCUGUCGCUUCUGGGAGGCCUGAGCACCACGGUGAGAGUGACAGCGAGCCUUCCGUGGGGUACAGCGAGGCCUGCUCCCUGCCUGUCCCAUAUGUGGCUGAGCAGUAUUUUCAAGAUAGCAUGGCUAAUCUUAAGGAUGCUGAAGGGAUUGGAAAAGCCAAAUUUCUUUCAAUUCAAGAUGAUUAUUGCCAUUUUCUACAAGUCACUGGACAAAAAGAGAGAGCUACCUCCAUCCUGAGAGAGUCCCUGGAGGCCAAAGUGGCAGUGUUUGGUGAUCUCAGUCCCGAGGUGGCAGAGACAUACCGGCUCCUGGGCGGGGCUGACCUGGCACAGGGGAACCAGAGCGGGGCCCACAAGAAACUGAAGAAGUGUCUUCAGAUCCAGACCCUCUUAUAUGGACCACAGGACAAGAGGACUCUGGCCACCCAGCAGACCAUGGAUGUCCUGUCCAAGGCCCCCGAGAAGGCCGUGAAGCCUCGGCAGCCCCCAAGAGCCAAGGCGGCCUUCUGCACCUGCGGGCCGCAGCACACCGCGCUGGGGAAGGCCAGGCCCAACGCAGCCGACUGAGCCCACCCCCACCAAAAGCUCUGCUCACGCCUGGGUGCUGACUCUAUAAAUCUCUCUCCAUCCAGGAGGUGGACUUCAACAGUCAUUGGACAGAUUUUCUAGGCUGUUUGCUCCAAAUGCAACAGCGAUCCCAUAAACCUCCCAUGGGCCACCUUUUGACAGUGGAUGCCCUUCCCGGUGAUCUGGCGCCGCUAUAAAGCAUUUUUCUUUUUACCACCUUAGUGGUUUUUCUUGCCAGCAAGAAUUUUUACCCAUCAACACUACUGUGGCUGAAAGGCUUCUCUUCAAAAGUUCGAAACUUCCUGUGUAGGAAAGUAGACUCAACAUCUGAUCAUGUAUAUAUAUAUAUAUAUAUAUAUAUAUAUAUAUAUAUAUAUAUACACACACACACACACACACACACACACACACACACACAUACAUACACGGUGUAUAGCCCCUUGUGCAGGCCUGGAGUCAGAUCUGGAGCAGUAAAAUUCUGGGGAAAGCCCUUUCUUAUAGGAAGGUAAUAGGGAUUGAGAAUAAAAUGCUAAUAAAAGGAAAUUUGUAAGU
This is a messenger RNA of Balaenoptera ricei (Rice's whale), 2214 nucleotides long. RefSeq names its product tetratricopeptide repeat domain 23 (gene TTC23). The record is from RefSeq and is a predicted model, not a curated record. Gene Ontology annotation, molecular function: protein binding. The coding region runs from base 262 to 1662 and encodes 466 amino acids. The transcript has 11 exons. NCBI's taxonomy places the organism in Eukaryota, Metazoa, Chordata, Mammalia, Artiodactyla, Balaenopteridae.